Armigeres subalbatus is the source of this 1623-nucleotide messenger RNA. RefSeq lists its product as uncharacterized. Gene Ontology annotation, biological process: DNA integration. The transcript has a single exon. Bases 1 to 1623 code for a protein of 540 amino acids. The record is from RefSeq and is a predicted model, not a curated record. NCBI's taxonomy places the organism in Eukaryota, Metazoa, Arthropoda, Insecta, Diptera, Culicidae. Gene Ontology annotation, molecular function: nucleic acid binding.
AUGAAAGCAGCUACAAUUGCAGCUAUCUCACGGUCAGUCGAGGCACCCGAUCACACUCUGUUCAAUCGAUACUCGUCACUGACGAGGCUUAUCCGCAUCGCUGCUUAUUGUCGCCGUUUUGUGCGGCAUUGUCGUGCCAAGUUAACUAGAAUAGAUCUGCAAGUUACACCGUUCCUUACCGCCGAGGAACUGCAUCAGGCGCUCAUCGGCCUCGUGAAGGUCGUGCAAGAUGAGUGCUUCAGCCACGAAAUUGCUAUUGUUCGGGCUGGAACUGAAGCAGAUCUAAGAAAAUCACCACUCAAAACUCUCCAUCCGUUCAUCCAUGAUGAAUUACUCCUUGUCGGUGGCCGGCUAAACCACUCCUCGUACUCGUUUACACGUAAGCAUCCGAUACUCCUGCCUGAAGUGCACCCACUAACGUCACUGCUCAUCGAUUCGGUGCACAAGCAACUCCUACACGCUGGUCCUCGCGCGAUGAUCGCACACAUUCGUGAGCAAUUCUGGCCUCUACACCUUCGUAACUUGGUACGGAGGCAUGUCAACACUUGCUUGCGUUGUUAUCGCGUCCGACCGCAGUCGGAAUGUCAGCUGAUGGGCCAACUCCCGAAAGUUCGAGUAACACCAGCUAGAGCCUUCCUCAACACCGGUGUCGAUUAUUGCGGCCCUGUUUGGCUCAAGUCUCCAGUAAGAAGAGCUGCGCCGAUUCGAACCUACGUCUCCGUCUUCGUAUGCAUGGUCACUAAAGCCGUGCAUCUUGAACUUGUCAGCGAUCUCAGCACCGAUGCUUUCAUUGCUGCAUUGAAACGGUUUGUUGCUCGCCGUGGUAAACCAAUCGCAUUGUUUUGCGACAACGCCACCAACUUCAAAGGUGCAGACAAGCAACUACGAGAGCUCUGUUCGCAGCUCAACCACCAGCAAGUGGCAUCGUUCUGUGCUGAAUCCGCCAUCCAGUUCAAUUUCAUUCCUGCAAACGCACCAACGUUCGGCGGCCUUUGGGAGGCCGCAGUCAAAUCCAUGAAGCACCACUUCCGGAGAGUCGUGGGUCUAGAAGCACUGCCAAGCGAAGCCAUGCACACUGUUCUCUGCCAAAUCGAAAGCUGCCUCAAUUCGCGGCCGCUCACUGCAGUCUCGGAGGAUCCAAGCGACAUGGACUUUCUCACUCCGGGACACUUUCUUGUUGGGUCGGCUCUGCAAUCGAUCCCCGAGCCCGGCCUGUCUCAAAUCCCAAAGAAUCGGCUAUCGCUCUGGCAGGAAAUCCAACGGAGAACCCAGGCGUUCUGGAAAUCGUGGUCUACGGACUAUCUCCACCAGCUUCAGCAACGAUCGAAGUAUUUCUUCCGACAGCCGAACGUUCUAGUCGGUAAGCUGGUACUCCUGAAGGACGACAAUCUUCCCCCGCUCAGGUGGAGCGUGGGCCGCAUUGCAGCUGUACAUCCCGGUGCGGACGGAAUAGUCCGUGUAAUUGAUGUCAGGCUUGCAUCCGGUGCUGUACUAGACCGACCAAUUGUGAAGGUGUGCCUCCUCCCAAUCGAUGAUGACUCUCGUUCCGCCUCCAUUACUGGCGAAAUAUCUGACCCCCAGGCCAGCAACACUGAUCCUGCUAUCAUCAACCAUAGAUCUUAA